This is a messenger RNA of Myotis lucifugus (little brown bat), 2341 nucleotides long. RefSeq names its product poly(A) polymerase type 3-like. Gene Ontology annotation, cellular component: nucleus. The record is from RefSeq and is a predicted model, not a curated record. Gene Ontology annotation, molecular function: poly(A) RNA polymerase activity; RNA binding. NCBI's taxonomy places the organism in Eukaryota, Metazoa, Chordata, Mammalia, Chiroptera, Vespertilionidae.
GUGCCAUGUUAGGACGAGGGGGAAGGAGGAGAAGCGCUUAAAGCCGCGGGAGCGGGUGCGGGAGUGGGGUUGGACGCUGGGCUGCAGUAGGCCCCCCCCUCCCUCCCGCCUCAGUGGAUCAUGCCCAGGGCGGCAGCGGCGGUGGUUGCAGGGGGAAUGCCUGCGCAGGAGACGAUGCCAUUUCCAGUUACAAUGCAGGGAUCACAGCAAACACAGCCGCCACAGAAGCACUAUGGCAUUACCUCUCCUAUCAGCUUAGCAGCCCCCAAGGAGACCGACUGCCUGCUUACACAGAAACUAAUUGAGACUCUGAAACCCUAUGGGGUUUUUGAAGAAGAAGAGGAACUGCAGCACAGGAUUUUAAUUUUGGCAAAAUUAAAUAACCUGGUAAAAGAGUGGAUACGAGAAAUCAGUGAAAGCAAGAAUCUUCCACAAUCUGUAAUUGAAAAUGUUGGAGGAAAAAUUUUUACAUUUGGAUCUUACAGAUUAGGAGUACACACAAAAGGUGCCGAUAUUGAUGCGUUGUGUGUUGCACCAAGGCAUGUUGAUCGAAGUGACUUUUUCACCUCAUUCUAUGGUAAGUUGAAAUUACAGGAAGAAGUAAAAGAUUUAAGAGCUGUUGAAGAGGCAUUUGUGCCAGUUAUCAAACUGUGUUUUGAUGGGAUAGAGAUUGAUAUUUUAUUUGCAAGAUUAGCACUACAGACUAUUCCAGAAGACUUGGACUUACGAGAUGACAGUCUGCUUAAAAAUUUAGAUAUAAGAUGCAUAAGAAGUCUUAACGGUUGCAGGGUAACCGAUGAAAUUUUACACCUAGUACCAAACAUUGACAACUUCAGGUUAACUCUGAGAGCUAUCAAACUGUGGGCCAAACGCCACAACAUCUAUUCCAAUAUAUUAGGUUUCCUCGGUGGUGUUUCCUGGGCUAUGCUAGUAGCAAGAACUUGCCAGCUUUAUCCAAAUGCAAUAGCAUCAACUCUUGUACAUAAAUUUUUCUUGGUAUUUUCUAAAUGGGAAUGGCCAAAUCCAGUGCUAUUGAAACAGCCUGAAGAAUGCAAUCUUAAUUUGCCUGUAUGGGACCCAAGGGUAAACCCCAGUGAUAGGUACCAUCUUAUGCCUAUAAUUACACCAGCAUACCCACAGCAGAACUCUACGUACAAUGUGUCCGUUUCGACACGGAUGGUCAUGGUUGAGGAGUUUAAACAAGGUCUUGAUAUCACAGAUGAAAUUUUGCUGAGUAAGGGAGAGUGGUCCAAACUUUUUGAAGCUCCAAACUUCUUUCAAAAGUACAAGCAUUAUAUUGUACUUCUAGCAAGUGCACCAACAGAAAAACAACGCCUAGAAUGGGUGGGCUUGGUGGAAUCGAAAAUUCGAAUCUUGGUUGGAAAUUUGGAGAAGAAUGAAUUUAUUACACUGGCUCAUGUGAAUCCCCAGUCAUUUCCAGCACCCAAAGAAAAUCCUGACAAGGAAGAAUUUCGCACGAUGUGGGUGAUUGGAUUAGUGUUUAAAAAAACGGAAAACUCUGAAAAUCUCAGUGUUGAUCUCACCUAUGAUAUUCAGUCCUUCACAGAUACAGUUUACAGGCAAGCAAUAAACAGCAAGAUGUUUGAGGUGGACAUGAAAAUUGCUGCAAUGCAUGUAAAAAGAAAGCAACUCCAUGAACUACUACCUAAUCAUGUGCUUCAAAAAAAGAAAAAGCAUUCAACAGAAGGUGUCAGAUUGACACCUCUGAAUGAGAACAGCCUCGACUUGUCUAUGGACAGUGAUAACAGCAUGUCUGUGCCUUCACCUACUAGUGCUAUGAAGACCAGUCCAUUGAACAGUUCUGGCAGCUCUCAGGGAAACAGUCCUGCUCCAGCUGUGACAGCAGCAUCUGUGAUCAACGUCCAGGCCGCCGAAGUUCCUGCGCCACAAGUGGAUUCCAGUGAAAGCUCAGGGGGCAAGGGAAUUGGUUUGACAGGUACAUCGAGCGAGAGCAUUCCUCAAACUGCCACACAGCCAGCCAUUUCAUCACCACCAAAGCCUGCGGUCUCCAGAGUGGUUUCUGCAACACGCCUGGUCAACCCACACCACGACCUUCAGGAAAUGCAGCAACAAAAAUACCUAGUCCCACGGGAGGGGUCAAGAGGAAAUCCUCACCUCACAGAGAAGAAAAUCCCAAGAAAAUCAAAACAGAAGAGGAACAACUUGAUACAGAGACAAGUACAACUCAAUCAGAGACUGUUCAGACAGCGGCUUCUCUGUUGGCCUCUCAGAAAACAUCCAGUACAGACCUUUCUGAUAUCCCUGCUCUCCCUGCAAAUCCUAUUCCUGUUAUCAAGAAUUCAAUAAAACUGAGAUUGAA